Bombyx mandarina (wild silkworm) is the source of this 606-nucleotide messenger RNA. RefSeq lists its product as uncharacterized. Gene Ontology annotation, cellular component: membrane. NCBI's taxonomy places the organism in Eukaryota, Metazoa, Arthropoda, Insecta, Lepidoptera, Bombycidae. The record is from RefSeq and is a predicted model, not a curated record.
AUGCGGUUCUUCCCCGAAUGCGGCAUGACAACUAAAAGGAAAUUCAUCGGUGGUAUAAGUGCCUUAGGGUCCUUCCUCGAUAAGGACAUCGAUUUGGCCGACGGAGUCAAACUAGUUAGUAUACCGGUACCGAAAACGCUGGAAAACGGACGAUCGUUCGACAAUUCGGUUUUGUAUCGAAUGGCGAAGUUCUUGCAGGGACACGAAUUACAUAUAAAGCUCCCGAAGUUGAUAGAGAAGGAUCGAGUGGCCCAGAUUUUCGCGCAGAGUUUGAAAGUCGUCGAUGAAACUUACAAGGAAAAUGGGGUGACCGGAAGGGGAAAAGGCGAUGGCAGUGGUGGAGUGGCUCUGCUGGGGAUGAUGUUCGCUAAAGCCCUCGGAGCCAUGGGUAUUGGUGGUCUUGGACUUCUAACUAUGAAGGCCCUCGCAGCGUCCGCCUUAGCUCUGAUGCUAUCAGCAAUCGUGGGGGUCAAGAAACUGACGUCCCACGAUGACCACGAUGACCACCAAGUGAUAUACGCUGGCCAUCAUGGCCACCACAGGAGGAGAAGAGAGGCAACCCCUCUGCCGUACCGAGGCUGGGACUUCAAGAAGAAAACCGAAUGA